Messenger RNA from Effrenium voratum, 3165 nucleotides. Lineage: Eukaryota; Dinophyceae; Suessiales; Symbiodiniaceae. The record is from the annotation of a GenBank genome assembly.
AUGGGCUUUUUGGCCAUUCUGCUGCGAUAUGGCGAGCGAGGAGGUUUCCAGCCAUGCAUAGAUGGCAUCAAGCGAAAAUGUCGCGCAGCGGUCUGGCUGCUGACGUGUGGUCACUGCUGUCACUGCUGGCCCUGCAGCAAGCUCUGGAGCCUCUGCCGUAGGCGGAACUCCGGAUCUUCCGAGUCGAAGUGGAGAUGCUGUUGCUGUUUGCCGUGCGUUUCUUGGAGCUCUUGUCCACUGUGCGUCAAGGAUGACAUGAAUCAGCGCCCAGAAGUCCUGGAGGAGGGAAAGGCAGAAGACACGUCGAAGGACGGAUUCUGCUUCCGCUGGUACUGGUUCCAUUUGGCUGGGCAAGCUGGCUUCAUCGUCCGAGAAAUGUUUGUUAUCCAGAUGCUGGACGGCUGGUACUGGGAGGUUUGCGCAGCAAACAUCGCCAUGUGGAUGGUCGUUGUCUUCACCGCGCGGCAGAUUUGGCAGUUCGCCAAAGUCCGGGCACAGUCGCCGAAGGCGGUUGACCAGAUUUUGGACAUGCUUUUGCUGCCCAUCAACUAUGGCUUCCUCUGCGCGCUUUGCGUCCGAGUUUUAAAGCUGGAGAACACCGAGCAGAAUCGCAUGAUUGUGUCUGCCGUGAUCGACAGCGCCGACAUUUGGGAGGCCUGGGCGCUUUGGUCCGUGCUGAAGCUUUUUGUCAAGAUCGUUGACAGUGCUUCUGCCAAGGUCGUGGAGAGGGACAAGAUGAAGGCCCCGCAGGAGCUCGGACGAGAAGGCGAGCGAGAAAGCGUCAAGGCGCCGACCAGAAGCCGGAAGCGUGAGGCCGAGGCUAUUGAGGACCUCGUGCGAAAGGUGGAGUCGGAGCCGCUGGAAGCGCUGAAGCGCACCACCAGCGCUCCGGCGGGCAGGUGGCAGAACCGUGGCAUCGAGCGCGCCAUCUCAGAGGAGCGUCUCGGUUCGCGACAGAAGUGCGUGGAAGACGAGGUACAGGAUGACGAUUCACAUCACCUGUUUCAUUGCUGGGGCGCGCAGCAUUUCAGUGAACAGCUUGAGCAGCCUGCUUUGGAGCCCCCUGUCCAUGCACCCGAGGCACAGGUGACACCUGAGACGGACGUGAGCGAGGCCUCUGCGUCCGUGGUGCUUGCGGCGGAAGGAAGCCCCGAGAAGCACGGCACGGACCAUUGGUUUCUCAAGGUUGUAGCGCUCACGAAAUCCGUGCACCUCACCGUGGUGCAGGCGUGGGUGUCGCUUUUGAUCCUGGCGACCAUGGGCGAAAUCUUCGUGAAGGGCAUCGUUGCGCCGACCAUGCCCACGCUCUGCUACAAGGCCUAUGGAAAUUGCGACAAUUGCAACACCUGGUACGACCAGAACGUGCAGGUUACAACCCAAGCGAUCAUCUACGCGCUGUGUUCCUUCGCAUUGUUCUUCGUGUUCACAUUUGAACGCAUGUUCAAUAUUUUCUUGGAGCCCAUCGAGCCCUACUGGAAAUUCUGGGGCGUGAAGAUCGUGGUGAGCGUGACGUAUUUCCAAUGGCUCAUCAUCAAGUAUUUCCUGCGGCUGGAGGAUGAGCAGAUCUACCUGUGGCAUACCCUCUUGUGCUGCAUAGAAAUGCCUCUCCUGAGCCUCUUGCAUGCCACCUGUGCAUACCCCUACGGAAAAGAAUGGGUGACGGCUUUGCUGACGGAGCUCUGUGAGGAAGGCUCCACCUUCAAGAAACCCAAGCCGACUGCUGACGCUUGCUGCAAGAGGUUCAUGCAGUGUCUCCGUACCUUUGCACUGUUCGCCAUCAACGCGUCGGCAAGCGUGGUCAUCAUUUGUUGGUUUCUUCCGCCGGCUCUGGAUGCGCACCAGAUGCCCCCCUUCUACAACUUCACCUGCUCGCAAGCCAGUGUGCCUGGCUUUCUGCAGGAUCACCACCUGGGAAGCCACUGGAAGCUGCCAAGCUCUGGGCCCGGCGAGUGGCUUCCCCUCUGCGGGUCGCGCGCCUUUGGCUGCGAGCUGGGCUACCGGGGCAGCCCAGUGGUCUCCUGCUCCGCGGCGGGGCACAUGUACGUGUCUGGGACCUGUGAGCUGGUUGGGUGUGGGCCACCCAUCAAGGUUGAUCACGCUGAUCCUCAGAUUGAUGACCGGCAGGCCAGGCAAAACGGGUUCACCAGCGGCAUGACAUUGAAGUACAAAUGUGAACGCGGGUACAAGGGGCAACCGUCCGCGGUGUGUGGCAAUGACGGCAACUGGGUAGUGUACGAGGACAACAGGUGCCAGCUGAUCGGCUGUGGGUCCCUACAGACCUUCCUCCAGCAGUCGGUGCAGACGAGCAAGGCGGAACCUUGGCAGGCCAGCAUGGCCAUGGUCGAGAAGCAUGACCUGGAUCGGAGCUUCGUAGGUGAAGUGGUCCAUUUCAGAUGCUUGCCCGGCUACUGGGGCCGCCCUGUCGCCGCGUGUCACGAAGGAGGCCACUGGGACAUCACCGACGUUUGCGUGAAGUUCGAGACUUCCUCCAGAUGCGCCUGCAAACCCCGCUGGGAGCAUUGUGGUGGGUGGCUGCAGACUGACUGCAAGGACGACUACUUCGGCUGCUCCUUUGCCGGGAAGUCCUACUCCUGGUGCGAGGUGGAUCCUGGCUCGUGCCCAGAGGAAGCGCUGGGCCUUUUGGGAAUGGAACCCGCCUGGGACUACUGUGUGAGUGAUAACUUCGGCAUCAACUGGCGCCCAAGACAGGUCGCAGACAGAGGUGUCCUGCCUUCCACGACGGGACUGUACAUAGCAGGCGUUUUUCUCCUCGCUGCGGCAGUGUCUUAUUUGCUUGGUUGCGUCUUUGCACGGGCGUUGGCAUGGAUGUGCCAAGGGUUCUUCAGCCUCCUCCUGAAGGUCUUCGGCCUGCUUCUGCAGUGUGCCUCCAGAACCCCUGGCGCGCUGCGGCGCAGAGCUCGAAUCAUUCAGUGGCAAGUCUACUGGCAGUGUCGACAAGGCUCAGCUGCCUUGGCCGAGUGCUGGGCAAGUCUGCGACAGAGCCUGGAGGAGACGAGGCAACGCUUCAAGGCCUCGCUGGCGGAGGGCAUCUUCCAGAAUGGUCAGUGGGACAGGCAUGCCAUCGCGGAAGAAGGCCUCAGGCCCGAGAAGGGCUGGGCGGCUGACCGCCUGAGCUCGCCGCUGCUGCCGAGCGCGCCUCCAUAG